Enhydra lutris kenyoni (northern sea otter) is the source of this 1183-nucleotide messenger RNA. RefSeq names its product paralemmin. Gene Ontology annotation, cellular component: membrane. The coding region runs from base 38 to 1174 and encodes 378 amino acids. The transcript has 9 exons. The record is from RefSeq and is a predicted model, not a curated record. Gene Ontology annotation, biological process: positive regulation of filopodium assembly; regulation of cell shape; negative regulation of adenylate cyclase activity. Lineage: Eukaryota; Metazoa; Chordata; Mammalia; Carnivora; Mustelidae.
CCCAGCAUCGCCGACCCACCCGGACCUCCGUGGGGAAAUGGAGGUCCUGGCCACAGAGACCACAUCUCAGCAGGAGCGGCUCCAAGCCAUUGCAGAGAAGCGGAAGCGGCAGGCCGAGGCGGAGGCGAAGCGCCGGCAGCUGGAGGACGACCGUCGGCAGCUGCAGCACCUGAAGUCCAAGGCGCUGCGGGAACGCUGGCUGCUGGAGGGGACGCCGUCCACGGCCUCGGAGGGCGACGAGGGCCUGAGGAGGCAGAUGCAGGAGGACGAGCAGAGGGCGCGGCUCCUGGAGGAGUCUAUCGGCAGGCUGCAGAAGGAGAUCGAGGUGCUGGAGGGCGCAGGCCUGCCCGCUGCCGCCGCCGGGGAGAGGCCCGCUGCCCCGAGCCCAGCCAAGGACCAGAAGGCAGACGUGGUGUUGGAGGCUCAGCAGGCCCCGGUGGGCACGCCCAAAGAGAAGCGAGUCUCCAACACGCCCGUGAGGCCGGUGGAAGGCUCCACCCUGAUGAAGGCAGCCAUGUACUCGGUUGAGAUCACGGUGGAGAAGGACAAGGUGACUGGGGAGACCCGGGUGCUGUCCAGCACCACCUUGCUCCCUCGGGAGCCGCUCCCUCAGGGCAUCAAGGUCUACGAAGACGAGACCAAAGUGGUCCAUGCCGUGGACGGGACCGCGGAGAACGGGGUCUGCCCGUUGAGCUCCUCCGAGGUAGAUGACCUCCUUCACAAGGCGGACGAGGUCACGCUGAGCGAGGCCGGGUCCACGGCUGGGACGGCGGAGACCCGGGGGGUGUCCAAGGAGCCCGUGCAGACCACACCGUCCAGGCGGGAGAUCCCCGGAGUACAGGCGCAGCCGGGAGAGGCCACGUCCGGCCCGCCAGGCAUCCGGCCCGGCCAGGAGCCCCCGGUCACCUUGAUCUUCAUGGGUUACCAGAACGUGGAGGACGAGGCCGAGAGCCAGAAGGUGCUGGGUCUUCAGGACACCAUCACGGCUGAGCUGGUGGUCAUCGAGGACGCGGCGGAGCCCAAGGAGCCCACCCCGCCCAACGGCAGCGCCACAGAGCCCCCCACCACCGCGGGCUCCAGGGAAGAGAACCAGGUGGGGCCCGAGGCCCCCGCCAGCGACCCCCAGGACCUCGACGCGAAGAAGCAGCGUUGUAAAUGCUGCUCCGUCAUGUGAGCCCCCCGG